Rhinocladiella mackenziei CBS 650.93 is the source of this 1467-nucleotide messenger RNA. RefSeq lists its product as uncharacterized. Lineage: Eukaryota; Fungi; Ascomycota; Eurotiomycetes; Chaetothyriales; Herpotrichiellaceae. The record is from RefSeq and is a predicted model, not a curated record. The coding region runs from base 1 to 1467 and encodes 488 amino acids. Gene Ontology annotation, biological process: carbohydrate metabolic process. The transcript is spliced from 3 exons.
AUGGAGGGAGAUGGUCCCAUGCGGCCUUUGCGCUUCCGAAAAUCUUUCAACCUCUCGUUCACGGGUAAGAUGAAGACAGCGAGAUUAUACGUCACCAGUCUGGGCUCUUAUCAAGCCUAUAUCAACGGUGUGAAAGUCGGAAAUCACUGCAUGGCUCCUGGUUGGACCAGCUAUGGACAUCGCAUUAACUAUCAAGUCUUCGAUAUUGCAGCGCUCAUAGAUGAGAACGGACCAAAUGUUAUCGGCGUGGAGGAUUCUUCGGGGGGUACGAGACGCAUCUACGGCGAUGUACUUGCUAUUCUUUCACAACUCGAAAUCUCGUCAGUUCAAGGUGAAGCCUUUCGGCUGAACUCUGAUGGGUCGUGGUGCUGUGCACCGAGCGCCAUCAUCCGUAGCGAGAUAUACGACGGCGAGCUGUAUGACGCCAGGGAAGAACAAUUCGGGUGGAACGAUCGCCAAAACUUUGACGAUACCUGCUGGGUUAAGGCGAGAUCCCUUGACCUACCACACGCUCAACUUGUUGCACCCAACGCUCCACCAGUAAGGGUGACGGAAGAGGUUUGGCCGGCAGCUAUAUUGACAUCCAAGACUGGAAAAACCAUUAUCGACUUUGGACAAAACCUUGUUGGUGUUCUGCGAAUCAAGUCAUUGAGGAAGCCUACCGGCAGCAAGGUCACUUUUACACACGCCGAAGUACUCGAAAAUGACUGGCUUGAAGAUGUCGCGGCCGAACAGCUAGAAGGAGCUGAAUCCAUCCCGACCUUCGUUGUCCCGAACGCACUGCAGAAGCUGCGGGCAUGCGUUCCUCAGGCCGUUUGGGAUGACGUGACUGUUCUUACCCCAUGGGCGUUAUACCAAACCUUCGGCGACGUGGGCAUUCUACGCAAGCAAUACGACAGCAUGGGGGCGUGGGUGGAUUUCGGUAUCCGCCGUGGCCCAGACAGGCUGUGGGAUCCCGAGCUUUGGCAACUUGGUGACUGGCUUGACCCUACAGCGCUUCCAGAGGAGCCUGGAAACUCACGUACUAGUGGUACUUUCGUUGCAGACGCCUAUCUUGUCCACGUCACCUGCAUUAUUGCUCGAGUGAGUGGAAUCCUGGAACGGCACGCCAACGCCAAACGCUAUCACGCCGACUGCCUCCUGCUGAGGAAAAAUUUCCAGGAGAAAUAUAUUGCCCCCCUCUGGACUCGUCGUAGCAGACACUCAAACUGCACUGAGCCUCGCCAUCAUAUUUUCUCUUCACGAAACGCCCGAACAAGUUGCGACCGCCGCGAAUCGUCUUGCCUAUCACGUUCGCUUGGCCAGAUUUCGUGUUUCGAUUGGCUUCGCUGGCACACCUAUCAUUACCCAUGUCUUGACAUCUGUAGGGCAAUCUCAGUGCGUAACUUGGCUUGUGGAUGGAGGAGGGCUAUCGAAACUCAGUUGAAGCUACUUUUACAGGUCUUUAUGCGCGAAGGGCUGCUCUAA